Molecule: messenger RNA, 633 nt
Organism: Arachis ipaensis
Lineage: Eukaryota; Viridiplantae; Streptophyta; Magnoliopsida; Fabales; Fabaceae
Molecular function (GO): nucleic acid binding
Source: RefSeq, a predicted model, not a curated record
AUGAACGGCCAAGUUGAGGUUUUGAAUCGGGAGAUUAAACGCAUAUUGAAAAGAAUUGUGAAGCCUCAUCGAAAAGAUUGGAGUGCUAAGCUCACUGAUGCACUAUUGGCCUACCGAACGGCGUACAAAAUACCAAUUGGCAUGAGCCCCUUUCGGUUGGUCUAUGGCAGAGCUUGGCACUUACUGGUGGUGAUAGAACACAAAGAAUAUUGGGCCAUCAAGGAGUACAAUUCAAGUUUGGGAGGGGCCAGAAUUGAGAGAAAGCUACAACUAGUGGAAUUAGAGUGUUUGCGGUUAGAAGCUUAUGAGAACUCUAGACUUUACGAAGAAAAUAUGAAAGCCAUGAAUGAUAAGACCAUAAGAGGAAAAGAAUUUAGAGCCGGCGACCUAGUCCUCCUUUACAAUUCAAGAUUGAGGUUGAUGCCCGGAAAGCUAAGGUCAAGAUGUGAAGGACCCUAUAGAGUCGAAAAGGCGGAGCCGUAUGGGGUCUAUCAUUUGCGCCAUCCUUUAAGCUCCGACAUUUUCAAGGCUAAUGGGCAUCGGCUAAAGUUGUAUCAUGGUGAAAAGAUAAAAAGCAACAAGGAGAUGGAGGUGUUCCUCUUAGAAGAUGCACCUAAUGGCAACAAGAAUUGA